Messenger RNA from Drepanopeziza brunnea f. sp. 'multigermtubi' MB_m1, 1062 nucleotides. NCBI's taxonomy places the organism in Eukaryota, Fungi, Ascomycota, Leotiomycetes, Helotiales, Drepanopezizaceae. The record is from RefSeq and is a predicted model, not a curated record.
AUGAGCUCGGUUUGUUUGAUGAACUUUGGAAAUGGCUUGAGCGAUUCAGCUCCUGGAGCACGGAUUCCUUACAUGGAGACACACUACACAAUCAGUUACACGGUCGUAUCCCUCAUCUUCGUUACCAAUGCUAUUGGGUUCAUGUCAGCUGCCUUCUUCGUCGACGCUAUCCGAGCUCGCUUGGGACGAGCAAAGACUCUCAUGAUUGCACAAUCCUUGAUGACCUGUGGCUACAUGCCAAUCGUCUGCACACCGCCAUGGCUAGUCGUCAUUGUCUGCUUCUUCUUCCUCUGGAACGGGAUGGCCUUAAAUCUCGCACUGGGAAAUGUGUUCGCGGCAAACCUACACAAUAGACCAAAGAUGUUAGGAGCCAUGCACGGAUCAUAUGGAGUAGGAGGAGCUAUCGGCCCAUUGAUUGCAACAGCUAUGGUUAGCCAGGGACAUCUUCUCUGGAGCAGAUAUUACUUGAUCCCCCUCUCAAUCACUCUGUUCAAUUUGGCAUUCGCUGCAUGGUCAUUCUGGCACUACGAGGCCGAAGUCGAACGCACCCGUCGAGCCAAACGUCAACAUCAAAGAGCAAUUGGCCAACAUGCUGCGCUGCCUCAAAAGCAAAACUCCGAAGUAUCCAUCUCCGGCUGGGUCAUCUCCUUCCUCAUCACCACGCGACACGGUAAUCCGGCAAACGUCGGCUACGUAACCUCUGGAUUCUGGGCCAGCAUUACUCUCGGGCGAUUUCUCCUUUCCCACCUCGCGCAUAAAAUUGGCGAGAAAGUCUUUGUUUGCGGCAUGGUAAAAGGUGCCGCGAUCUUCCAAUUGCUGGUCUGGCUCGUGCCUAACGUUAUUGGUAACGCAGUCGCGGUAUCGAUCUGCUUUUGGGAGCUCCGGAGGUGCGGUGAGUCCAUUCACAGUCGGAUUCUGGCUGGGGCUGUCGGGACGUUUGUGCUGCACCCUAUUUUGUAUUGGUUUGUUUGCUGUAAUGUUGAUGUGUUGGUUUUUCGUCCCGACGCCAAACAAGAGGAGUACCGAGUAGGACUCCAAAAGGGCUAUGAUUCGUGGAGAUAG